Messenger RNA from Camellia sinensis, 4233 nucleotides. It is a transcript of the gene PUM5, whose product is annotated as pumilio 5. Gene Ontology annotation, cellular component: cytoplasm. Gene Ontology annotation, biological process: post-transcriptional regulation of gene expression. NCBI's taxonomy places the organism in Eukaryota, Viridiplantae, Streptophyta, Magnoliopsida, Ericales, Theaceae. Gene Ontology annotation, molecular function: mRNA binding. The record is from RefSeq and is a predicted model, not a curated record.
GAUGGGUUUAGCAAGCGACAUUUGUAUUUUUAAACAAAAGAAAAGAAAAGAAUACAAUACAAACCCUCUCUCUCGCUCUCUCUCUCUCUUCGCUCGGAAAUUUCAGAAGAGUUCAUCAUCGAGCUUCACACACCUUUGAGGUUUUCCAACUUCGUUAGGGUUUGUCUCCUUAGUCAACUCCCAAACCACUUCAAGAGCUAUCCAGAAACUUUAAGUUGAAGAGGACCUGGAUAACAUGGGAUCAGCUGUAGUCCAGAAGAUAUGUGAAACACAUUGUUGGUAGAAAAAAAUAAUUUUCACUCUUCCAGUAGGAUGGCAACUGAGAGCCCUAUGAGAAUGAUGGAAAGCAGUGGACCUAGAAAUUGGUCCUCUUCGAAGGAUGCUGCAACAUUUGCACCACCACUGAAUAAUACUGCAGCAAAUGAGUUGGGAUUGCUUCUGAAGAGGCACAGAGUUUGCGGGGAUCAGAGCAACAUGGUACCAAAUCGAAGUGGUAGUGCACCUCCAAGUAUGGAGGGUUCAUUUGCAGCUUUUGGGAACCUUAUGGCUCAACAGAGCUCUAAUCUGAAUUCAAGCUUGGCAAGUUUUAGUAGUUCAACAGAAAAUUACGAGUCUGAGGAACAACUGCGUGCUGAUCCAGCCUAUUUUACCUAUUACUAUUCUAAUGUUAACUUGAAUCCAAGGCUUCCUCCACCUAUAAUCUCAGAGGAGAAUCGAUGCCUUGUAGGUCAAAUGGGUGGUUUUGGCAAUAAUUGGAGACUAACCUCCUUUGAUGACAGUGGCAAUGGAUCCCUGCACUUCGCUCGAGCUUCCCUUUCUACUCAUAACGAGGAGCCUGAAGAUGAUAGGCCACCCCAGCAAGCUUCGGAUAAUUGUUUGGAAAGUAUUAAUGCAUUCACGCCUGGAUAUCAUGCAGCUUCUUUGACAGCUCAUCAUAAAAGCUUGGUCGCUCUUAUACAGGAAGACUUUCCCCGCACCCCUUCUCCUGUGUACAAUCAGUCUCGUUCCUCAAGCCAUGUUACAACAGAGGAGCCCGUUGAUCAUGAUGUUCAAGCCAUUUCAUUGGAUAAUCUUUCUCUGAACGUUUCAAAGUUCUCAGACUCAAAAUCAGGCUCUGUCAAUGUUUAUGCGGAUGUGAAUACUGAAGCUGCAAAUGAUCAUGGGUUAACAUCCAAUGAUAAACCGUCAAUUACCUCUUUGCCAAAAAAAUCAUAUCCUGCCACAAUUGAGGGUUCACCACCCCAUCAAAGUGUUGAACUAAUCAAUAAGGAUGCUGGUUCUGGGGAGAAGGUGUGUGUUAGUGGUCCCACCAGGUCAGAUACUUUUUCUCUACAAGAACAGAAAUGUCAUGGGAAUAAUAUGCAACAGCAGCCUUUUUCCCGACGAGGUGCAAGUUAUCAAGUUCAUGGAGCUCAAGGCCAAGUGAUUUCUCAAGGAGUGAACCUCUCACACAGUGGCAUGGAAAAAGUUUCUCAUGGCCACCCAAAGUUUUCCUCAGCUGAGGUACAACCAGUUCUGCAACCUCCUGGACUCACACCUCCUUUAUAUGCAACGGCAGCAGCCUAUAUGUCUUCAGGGAAUCCAUUUUAUCCUGGUUUACAUCCAUCUGGCUUAUACCCUCCUCAAUACAGUGUGGGUGGUUAUGUUAUGAGCUCUGCAUUUCUUCCCCCAUUUAUAGCCGGAUAUCCAUCUGAUACUGGUAUACCUAUGCAAUAUGAUGCUGCAUCUGGUCAAAGCUUCAAUAGUCGAACUCCUGGUGUUUCAACAGGGGAAGGCAUUCCACAUACAGGUGAUUUACAACAUAUAAACAAGUUCUAUGGACAGCAUGGGUUGUUGCUGCAACCUCCUUUCCUGGACCCCCUUCAAAUGCAAUACUUCCAGCACCCUGCUGAGGAUGCAUAUGGUGCUUCAGGUCAAUAUGGUUGGUUGGCGUCAAUGGGUGUACCUGGGGACCAAGUUGGUUCUUUUGCUUCACAAAAGGAAGCAACUGUUGCUGCUUAUAGGGGUGAUCAGACAUUCCAUCCUUCAGCAACUGGAAGUCUGAACAUUCUUAGUCCAAGAAAAGGAGGAAUCACAGCUAGUAGUUACUAUGGAAGUCCACCAAGCAUGGGUGUCAUGACACAAUUUCCAGUUUCACCUCUAGGCAGUCCAUUGCUGCCAGCAUCUCCUGUGGCAGGAGCAAAUCAUCCAGGAAACAGAAAUGAAUUGAGAUUUUCUCAAGGUUCUAGUAGAAAUGUGGGAGUAUACUCUGGAUGGCAAGGACAAAGAGGAGGUGACUCCUUUAAUGACACUAAAAAACAUUCUUUUCUGGAAGAGCUAAAAUCCAGCAGUGGUCGUAAAAUUGACCUCCCUGAUAUUGCUGGGCGUAUUGUUGAACUCAGUGUUGAUCAACAUGGAAGUCGGUUUAUUCAGCAGAAGUUGGAAAACUGUGGGGUUGAAGAGAAGGCAUCUGUUUUCAAAGAAGUUCUUCCUCAUGCUUCAAAGUUAAUGACAGAUGUUUUUGGGAACUAUGUCAUUCAAAAGUUUUUUGAGCAUGGAACUUGCGAACAAAGGAAGGAACUUGCAGAUCAACUUUCAGGACAGAUGUUAACUUUAAGUUUGCAGAUGUAUGGAUGUCGUGUAAUUCAGAAGGCCCUCGAGGUUAUUGAACCUGACCAGAAAACACAGCUUGUGCAUGAGCUUGAUGGCCAUGUCAUGAGAUGUGUGAGAGAUCAAAAUGGAAAUCAUGUCAUACAAAAGUGCAUUGAAUGCAUUCCGACGGAGAAAAUUGGGUUUAUUAUUUCUGCCUUCCGGGGCCAAGUUGCUAAUCUUUCCACUCAUCCCUAUGGUUGCCGUGUUAUUCAGAGAGUUUUGGAGCAUUGUUCAGAUGAUUUGCAAAGUCAAUGCAUAGUUGAUGAAAUCCUGGACUCUGCUUAUGUUCUUGCUCAAGAACAAUAUGGAAAUUAUGUUACCCAGCAUGUUUUGGAAAGGGGAAAGGCUCAUGAAAGAAGCCAAAUCAUCAGCAAGUUGACUGGAAAAAUUGUACAAAUGAGUCAACAUAAAUAUGCAUCGAAUGUUAUUGAGAAGUGUUUGGAGCAUUGUGAUGCAGCUGAACGGGAACUCUUGAUUGAGGAGAUUCUUGGGCAGUCUGAAAACGAUAAUUUAUUGACAAUGAUGAAAGACCAGUUUGCAAAUUAUGUGGUCCAAAAGAUCCUCGACACAAGCAAUGAUACACAACGUGAACUUUUGCUAAAUCGAAUCAGGAUACAUCUUCAUGCUUUGAAGAAAUACACUUAUGGAAAACACAUAGUUGCUCGCUUUGAACAAUUAUCCGGUGAAGGUACUUAUAAUUUCUCUUUGAAGAAAAAAGAAUAAAGGCUGGGGGAAAAAAAAAAAGGAAGUAAACUGCUCAUUUUUGUUCCUAAACUUCAUUUUCUUCUUUAGAUUUAAAUUUGCUUUGGAAGCAAAAAGAACAGAAGCUAGAAAAGCAAAAAGAAAUAGAUGAACUGCUGAUUUUGCAUUUUAGAAGUAUUUUCAUGGUGCAUAAUCUUAAUGAUGCCAAAAGUAGGUCCUCAGUGUUUUCUACGCAGGCUUUCUUACUCCUAUGUGAUGCAGACAUAACUUAUGACUCAGAAGAAUAAUAACUAUGCAUAUAAGCCAGAGAAAUCUCCUUUCGUUAUUCCUAUUUUUCUAAGACCCACUCAAUGGGGCUCAAACUCUACUGCCUCAGCCACCUCAAUUGCCUUUCAUAUAAAUUCAUGUGGUAUGGAAUAUGUUCAAGAACUUCUAAAUCAAAUAAACAAUUUAUUAACCCUGUGUUUGGACUAAUGGGGAUUUUUAUUGUGAUUUAUGUGGCCUUUAGAGUUGCAUAUCAUUUAUAAAAAAAUGAGCCAUUGAUGUGAAUGGCCGCCAUCUUCAAAACUUGAUGUUGCAUCAUUGCUUGAGAACCAAACCAAUCUGCACGGACUUAUCUAUUUUUGGUGAUGGCACAAAUUACUAUUACUAAUACAACCCCAUUUUGUAUGGAGGAUUUCUGCAUUUAACUUGAAAUACAGUUGUGCUAAGUUUCUUACGACAGGAUAUGAAGAUAUGGACUUAACAUGAAUUGUGUGCAUGUAACUGUUUUUAUAAUCGGGCAUUGGCAUGCCUUGACCAUUACCAUGGUAUACUGUCCAUUUUUCCCUAACCAAAAUCACAGCUACUUAAUGAUUAUGAUAGCCUUAUUCCCCUAUCCUAUUUGUUUUUCAUGAUCCC